UUUCUUUCUUUCUUUCUUUCUUCCUUCCUUCCUUUCUUCUUUCUUCUUCAAGCUAUUUAUAACGAGUCAUCUCGUUCCCAUUGCUUCUUGCUCGGUAAAGCUUUGAAUAUAUAGACGUUGUUGGCUGCCUCUAUGUCAGCUCAGAAGGGUUAUAUAAUUAUACUUUAAGACUGGUGUGGAGAAAUUUCUUCCCAGUUGUGCAUUGUCUACUCCUUGUGUGUGUGCAGUGUCGAGACCUCUCUGAACCAAAGACAUGUCUGAAAACGCUUUUCUCAAGCGCCUGGAGAAUGGCGGGAACCUGGUGGUUGCCGAGGGUUAUCUGUUCGAGUUUGAGCGGCGUGGGUACCUCAAGGCGGGAGCCUUUGUGCCGGAAGUGGUCAUCGAGCAUCCCGACCUGGUCAAGAACGUCACGGAGGAGUUUGUCCACUCCGGAAGUGACGUCGUUCUAGCUUUCACUUAUUACGGCCAUAGGAGGAAGCUUCAAGUCAUCGGACGGGAGGGGGACCUGGAGAAGAUGAACAGAGGCGCUCUGAAGAUAGCCAGAGAGGUUGCCAAGGCAACGGGGACGCUGAUGGCGGGCAACAUCUGUAACACGACGUUGUACCAGAAAGACAAACCGGAGUCCAUUAAGGAAUGCGAGGCUAUGUUCAAGGAGCAAAUAGAAUGGGCCGUAGAAGAAGGAGCAGAUUUCAUUGUCGCCGAAACCUUCUCUGAGCUGGGUGAAGCCGCUCUCGCACUGGAGUGUAUCAAGAAAUAUGGAAAAGGCAAGCAGGCGUUUCCCGUUGACCUACCGGCCCAGCUGUGUGGGAGGACGGAGAUCAAGCAUUUUGCCCAGGCCUGUAAGGAGAUAGGCGUGCAGUAUGUGGGGCUUUGCUGUGGGAACUCUUCCCACUCACUCAGAGUGGUGGCCGAGGUGUACGGACGUGAACCCCCGGCCAGCCGGUACUCCCCCGACAUGAGCCAGCAUUUCAUGUACGGAAACAAACCGGAAUUUUUCCAAUGUCACACGAAAUCUUUGAGAAACGACUAUGACGGGACGUCCUAAAAAGGUCGAGGAUGAUCACUCUACGAUCCCGUUCGAGUUCGAUCGAUUCCUUUCGAUUCGAUAAACGAUGUAUUGUUGUGUUGUUGGCUGUAUGACACAAAAUAAACUGUCCACGUAACAAACAA
Messenger RNA from Aplysia californica (California sea hare), 1170 nucleotides. RefSeq names its product betaine--homocysteine S-methyltransferase 1. Gene Ontology annotation, molecular function: methyltransferase activity; zinc ion binding. Lineage: Eukaryota; Metazoa; Mollusca; Gastropoda; Aplysiida; Aplysiidae. The record is from RefSeq and is a predicted model, not a curated record.